AGCAAGCCAUGAAUCCGAUUAUCUAUUUCUAACCCUGGGCCGACCAGAAAACUUUUGGACGACCCAAAUUUCAAGGGUUCUAAUAAAUUCUUCACCGGAAUAAAUAUUUGUAAAUAAAAAUCUCUCACCACCGCCGAUUCAAAUGUUGAAUCUUGGGAGCUACGUUUUCGUCUUUGUCUCGUUGUCUCUCAUCUUGGUGGUUCCAUCGGUUCAAGCCCACAUCGCCGUAUAUGAUGACUACUGGACGCAGCGUCAAACAAUCGCAUUGCGACAAACUUUAGAAGCUUAUGACCCGAACCCGGAUAACGUCACAGACCACUUUAACUACCAUGCCGCCUUAGCCAUGGAGACGACAGGGAUAGUCAAUGAAACAAGGAGGGAUCUCCGUCAGGUCAGAAGCGGUAAGAAAAAACCUAGACGUGGCGGAAGGUUCGAAUCCCUUAAUGCGAUCGAUAAAUGCUGGCGAGGCGACAAAAACUGGGACAAAAACCGGAAAAAACUAGCAGAUUGCGUCCUUGGAUUUGGCCGUAAAACAACCGGAGGCAAAAACGGACCGAUCUAUGUAGUCACUGACCCAUCCGACAACGAUCUAGUGAACCCAAAACCGGGAACUAUAAGACACGCCGUGACAAGAGACCGACCACUCUGGAUCGUGUUCGCAAGAAGCAUGAUCAUAAAACUGCAACAAGAACUGAUCAUAACGAAUGAUAAAACAAUCGACGGUCGGGGAGCGAGAAUUUAUAUAACUGGGGGUGCAGGGUUAACGUUGCAGUUCGUGAGGAAUGUGAUAAUACAUAAUGUUCAUAUCAAACUCAUUAAAAAAGGAGUUGGUGGGAUGAUUAUAGACUCCGAGCAUCAUUAUGGUCAUCGGACAAUGAGUGAUGGUGAUGGGAUUAAUAUAUUUGGAGCAACAAAUGUUUGGAUUGAUCAUGUCUCAAUGACGGAUUGUUCUGAUGGGAUGAUUGAUGCGAUCAUGGGAUCGACCGCGAUUACUAUCUCCAAUUCACAUUUUACCGACCACGACGAGGUGAUGCUGUUUGGGGGUACAAACAAGGAUGUGAUCGACAAGAAAAUGCAGAUAACGGUUGCGUUUAACCAUUUCGGUAAGAGAUUGAAGCAAAGAAUGCCAAGGGUCAGAUAUGGUUUGGUCCAUGUUGUGAACAAUGACUACACUCACUGGGAAAUGUAUGCAAUUGGUGGAAACAUGAACCCUACCAUUAUAAGUCAAGGCAAUCGUUUCAUUGCUCCUCCUAUUGAAGAUUCCAAGCAGGUUACAAAGAGAGAGUACACACCUUAUCCUGAAUGGAAAUCAUGGAACUGGCAAUCAGAGAAAGAUUAUUUCUUGAACGGAGCUUACUUUGUGCAAUCGGGAAAGGCGAACGCAUGGAGUGCUACCCCGAAAAAUCCAAUCCCUAGAAAGUUUGCAAUCCGGCCACAGCCAGGAACAAAGGUCAGAAGACUUACCAAGGAUGCUGGUACGCUUGGCUGCAAACCGGGCAAGUCCUGCUGAGAAAAGCUCGUGCGUGUGUUCCCGUGUUUUUAUGGUAACAAACAAAAAAAAAAGACAAAAAGAAUUGUAUUUGUUGUGGAUGGUGUUUGUAACAAAUUGUGCAUAAUGCA
Molecule: messenger RNA, 1620 nt
Organism: Arabidopsis arenosa
Lineage: Eukaryota; Viridiplantae; Streptophyta; Magnoliopsida; Brassicales; Brassicaceae
Source: the annotation of a GenBank genome assembly